AGCUGCUCAAAAAUUCAUCGAAACCGUGUUUCGAUCCCAAGGCCUUCUCAAGUCCUUAUCAGCGACAACGCUGUCAUCUUUUCGUCCAGAUUCUGGAACGCGCUCAGGCUUCAAGAUGCUCAACGUUCACGUGAAGCAUUCGUCGCCUUUUAUGCCUCAAAGCAACGGUCGACCCGAGCGUAUGAACUCCGUCGUCCUCGAAGCUCUUCGUAUCUACACCACGCAGUAUCCUCGAGCCGAUUGGGAUAGCCCUUUCGAAGUCAUGUUCGGCAAACCUAUCAGGACACAACUUUCUCUGCCUUCACCUGACGAUCAUCAGGACGAGACCCUCGACUCCAUUCGUGAAGCAACCGAAGUCAGCGCCGAAGCUGCCCGAGCUGCUCUCGAAGCUGCAGCGCGUGCCACCGAAGCUCGCCUUGCGCAAGUCCGUCGUCCCUGCCGCUAUCAAGUUGGAGAUCUGGUUUGGCUCUCAACCGCCAACCUCAACAUCCCCGACGCCGCCUCGGAAGCUCAACCCUCGCUUCGUUGGUCCCUUCC
Molecule: messenger RNA, 537 nt
Organism: Guillardia theta CCMP2712
Lineage: Eukaryota; Cryptophyceae; Pyrenomonadales; Geminigeraceae
Exons: 3
Molecular function (GO): nucleic acid binding
Source: RefSeq, a predicted model, not a curated record